Messenger RNA from Penicillium psychrosexuale, 651 nucleotides. Its product is annotated as glycoside hydrolase family 11 protein. The coding region runs from base 1 to 651 and encodes 216 amino acids. NCBI's taxonomy places the organism in Eukaryota, Fungi, Ascomycota, Eurotiomycetes, Eurotiales, Aspergillaceae. Gene Ontology annotation, molecular function: hydrolase activity, hydrolyzing O-glycosyl compounds. Gene Ontology annotation, biological process: xylan catabolic process. The transcript is spliced from 2 exons. The record is from RefSeq and is a predicted model, not a curated record.
AUGGUCUCUUUCUCAAACCUCUUUGUGGCUGCUUGUGCUGCUGUUACUGCCUUUGCGCUUCCUAAUGAGCUGGAAAAGCGAGCGAUCACCACGAGCGAGCAAGGAACUAGCAAUGGUUACUUCUACUCUUUCUGGACCAAUGGAGGUGGCAGUGUCUCCUAUACCAACGGUGCUUCGGGCCAAUACAGCGUUAGCUGGACCAACUGCGGAUCUUUCACCUCUGGCAAAGGCUGGGCUACUGGCAGCUCUCGAAACAUCAACUUUUCCGGUUCUUUCAAUCCCUCCGGAAAUGCUUAUCUCGCUGUAUACGGGUGGACCACUAGCCCCCUCGUCGAAUAUUACAUCCUGGAGAGCUAUGGCACCUACAACCCAGCUAGCAGCAUGACCUACAAGGGAACCGUGACCAGCGAUGGAUCAGUCUACGAUAUAUAUACCCACCAGCAGGUGAAUCAGCCUUCCAUCUCGGGGACUGCGACGUUCAACCAGUAUUGGUCCAUCCGCCGGACUAAGCGCACCAGCGGAACAGUCACUACUGCAAAUCACUUCAAUGCUUGGGCUUCUCUUGGAUUGAGUCUCGGCUCGCACAACUACCAGAUUGUCAGCACCGAGGGAUACCAGAGCAGUGGAUCGUCAUCCAUCACCGUUUCAUAA